Messenger RNA from Varanus komodoensis (Komodo dragon), 4333 nucleotides. RefSeq names its product HOP homeobox (gene HOPX). Gene Ontology annotation, biological process: regulation of transcription by RNA polymerase II; cell differentiation. The record is from RefSeq and is a predicted model, not a curated record. Gene Ontology annotation, cellular component: nucleus. The transcript has 3 exons. The coding region runs from base 3129 to 3350 and encodes 73 amino acids. Lineage: Eukaryota; Metazoa; Chordata; Lepidosauria; Squamata; Varanidae. Gene Ontology annotation, molecular function: DNA binding.
GUGGAUGGAUCCGUCUGAGUCAACUGUCAGCUACUGAAGGGGGAAUCUUUGCCUUUAUCCUUCCCAGAAAGUAAAACGGGGAGGUGCCUCCACUAACGAAACAUGCAAAAGUGGUGUCGUUACAAUGCAUCGGGGACGUUGUAGAUAUCACUGAGAUGAGGGCAGGACAGGUAAAAGCCUGCACAUGGCUCUUCUUUCCUGAAUCGAUUUGGAAGCUGCUAUUUGAGUGACUGGGAGAUGUAGGAAACUGCAGUCUGAAGAAAGGCAGAGCAAUGCACUGAGAGUUUACACAGAGAGAUUCAUUCAACUGACACUGCUGCUCAAACUGCUUAGCCAUGGAUACUUGGCUAGUUGCAGCACCUUCACUAGCAAUCGCUGAAAUGCUACCUUUUGUACGGGCUCCCCUGGAGUUGUUUUUCAGUGGCUUCAGUAUUGAUUGUUGCAGUGUAUAAAGGCUGACACCACAAUUUAUUGAUGAGGGCCUGUGCUGCCAGCCAAAUUCAAUACGCUGCCAAUCUACCAGUGCAUAGAAGAUGCGGUUCGGCUGCCACAUCCCUACAAACUGCAGGGUUAGGCUGAUUUAAAGUGCAGGAUGGGUGGAUACGAGGAGAGACCUGAAUCCUCUCAGGCAGGUCCUUCAUCUCUCCAGAUUACUUUUAAAAGUCCAUUCCUUGUGCAGUUGGGCUCUGACCCCGGAUGCAACACUUGCUGGGAGAAACCUGGCUUAAGGAAAACAGAUGCAGGGAAGCCUUUUGCUCUGAAAGAUCACCUAGAAAUAUUUUACAUAAGUAGAGAAGCACACACUAACCGCUUCAGGUGGGAAAGUAUUGUGCGUGGAGGGGAGAGCGCCAUGUUUCACUUGACCAUGCUGUACUUUAAAUUUCCUACUCACGGAGAAGAAUCAGCAGAGCGUGAAUUGGGGCCUGCCAUUCAUUUCUUAUCGCAUCCCAUGUGGCAAAAUUAAGAAUUCAUCAGGAAGGUCACUUCAAGGAAACAACGCCAGAGCUUCUACCACAAUUGCAGCACUUAGUGCUUGGUUUGUAACAUAUAUUGGAAAGAAAGCACCUUUCAAGGGGGCAAACAGUUUCCAUAAUAUUAUUUGUGUAUCACUUUCUCUGCAGAGGCUAAAUAUUGCCACAGAGCAUCUUGUCCGGUAAUGUGAAGAUCUAAUCAAUUUUGGAGGGUUUUUGUGGCUUUGAUCCUCCUGCUCUACCUUGAGAAAAAUUCCUUUGCCUUUGUGUAGUGCGGUUCUGCUUCUUCUGAAAUGCUCAUGCAGUAGUGAUGUAGCAGAAUCAGCAAUAAUGCUUGCCUGCAUUUUUCAAAACCUGUUAGGGCCUCUGGGUGAAAAGCUUCUCUGGCAAUUGAAGAAAACGUCAAUUGAAAGGGAGGGAAAGAGGGAGAAAUUGGAAGUGUGUGUAGGAAGAGACUACUAGUAGUACAGAUUUGUUUUAGCAAUUCUAUUUUAUUUCCAAAUUAAGCCAGCACAAAGUGCUUUAUUUAAUAUUACUGAAUACCUAUUGAAACAGUUAAACAAUACAACUCAUUGCUACAAUUGGUACUGAGGGCCACCGACUUGAAUGGCUUUAAAAAGGGAUUACACAAAUUCAUGGAGGAGAAGGCUACCCAUGGUUACUGGUCAUGAUGGCCCUGCUUCUGCUCCACCUGGGGAUAAUUGAGGCAGGAGCCUGAAAAAGCUGGUCUUUCAGUAGAUCUGACUGACACAACCUCGCAUCUCUGCAUGUUCUGCAGUCUGUGGAAAUGGCCACUGCCUGGUGAGAGAGACUCCUAGGAAACAGGUAUUGGGUAUGGACCAAAGAUGUACAGAGAUCUCCACCUGGUUUUGUCUACAUUGUAUCUGAAUUGCAAAUAGUGACUCCUGGCUUUUGAAGAGCAGCUCAGAAAUACUCAGGUCGCUUCCCAAGGUUAGGAAACCGAUUGGCUUGGUCCAUAGUCUUGAGACUAGGAUUUGCAACAGAGAAAUAGUGAAAUGAGAAGAAGCAGCUUAGUUCUUCCCCUUCCCCCAGGCUCCCCAUGCAGCACUACUCUAGGGGCCUUCCUGCUAGCAAACUUCUGUUCCAAACCUGAAGGAAGAGACAGCAUCUAGGAAGGGGAUUUGGAAUGGAAAUGUGGCUGGCAAUGAAAUGGCUGAGUAUCUCAUCCCACGCUGGCUCACUGCUCUGAAUGUCCUCCUCCUGAAAGUAUUUCAUUGGCUUUGUUUUGUUUUGUCUUGUCUUCUUUGGAGGAAGACUCUUGUGCCAUUAAAUCAUAAGAAAAUGGGAAGAUUCCUUAAAUCUGCUCAGAAUGUGCACUCGGUAUUAUUUGCCAUGGCUAACAGCAGUUUUCCAGGCUCUCAGUCUGGGCUUUGAGGCCAAAUGCAUGCACAGCAUGUGCUUCAAUCACUGAGCUAAAGUCUCUCACAUAGUAAAAGAAUUGUCUUGCUGGAUUCAACAGAACAUUAAUCUAAACAUCCAUCUUCAGCAGAUCUACAAAGGCAGAUCGCAUUGGUCCACAAAGAGCAAAGGACGUUGUUGGUUACAUAUCAGAAAACAGUAUUGUUCUGGCAUACUAUAAGCCAACUUGGAGAACUUUUGAUCAAAAGGCAGCAUAUAAAUCUAUAAAAUGAAUAAACAAAUAAGAGGCAUCACAAACCCUUGGUUUGCAGAUCAUACAAGAACUCUGCAAAUGUUCUCCCUGGUCUAUUGAAUUAUUUCUUGAGUUAAACAUUCCCGCUCCACAAGAGCCUUUUAUAGAAAUGUGGAAACAAACACACUUGGAUUCUCUUUCAAAUGCAAACAGACAAGCAUAACAUUAGCACACUGUUAUCUAUAAAUAGGCCAUCCAGAUCCUGACAUACUCUCGCUUUCUCAUAGCGCCAGCAACCCAUGCCCCUGCCUCACUCUAGCAGCAAGCGAAGAGGCAGCGUCUGACCAUGCAAGGCCUGGUCUCGGGUCUCUCAGACAGAUGUGAUGGGCUACACGAGGGAACAUAAUCAGAGGAAGUAGACCGGUGGGCAGGGCGUGUAAGGAUGGCCUCAUGCUCUUGCCACAUUUGACGGGUGUCCUGCAUGCCUGCAGUGAUGCACUGUGUCACCGCUGCUCCAUAUUGCUGUCAGUCUUUGCAAAGAGAAGAUGGCCACAGAAAAGGCUGUCAGCCCCACAGAGGAACAGCUGGAGAUCCUGGAGUAUAAUUUCAACAAAGUGAACAAGCACCCAGACCCAGCCACCCUUUGCCUUGUUGCUGCUGAGGCCGGGCUGACCGAGGAAGAGACGCUGAAAUGGUUCAAGAAGCGCCUGGCAGAGUGGAGGAAAUCAGAAGGGCUCCCUUCAGAGUGUGGUUCUGUCAGAGACUGACUUGAAUUUUCCUUCUGGAGAUGGCCCUGGAAAACCAGUGAUAACUUUGGCUGUGGAGCAUCAAGUUGCUGCCGAACUUGUUUUUUUCUUGUUGUUUAACCUGCUGCCUUAUUUAAAAUGUACAUAACCUGAUGGAGAAAAUAACUGUAUAAAAUCAUAUAUGCCAGUUAGUGUACAAAAAAGUAAAAUGUAAAUCCAACUGACUGUUGCUACUUCUGUAGUGGCAUAGAGUGGUGGAUGUGGUUUGCAGUAAUAACUUUCCCCCUUAAUUCCUGGCUAAAUUAAUAUGAAUGGGCAGGCUGUAUGUAUGUAUGUAUGUAUGUAUAUAUUCAGUGCCAGAGCAUAGAUAGAAUCUAGAAAAACAAGUGUGUCAAUCAGCAAUGGAGAAGAGCUUGACUAAAAUAAGGGCAUGAUCCAGUUCUGCUUGCACGUGUAGAGGCCAUGGGACAUGCAACAGGUAUGUCUCCAGGAGUUGAGGUGCAUCUCCUCUGAAUGCCCAUUCAGUCCCUGUGCAGAAAAAGCACGCUUUGCCAUUGCUGCAGGCCAGGAGCACCAAAGCACUGUAGCAGGGAACUAAGCAGCCAAGGUGGGCUGCCCGCAGCUGGACCGUGCAAAGACACAACUAACCAGAACACGCUGGUAUGCGCAACAGAUACUGUAUGUAGGACAUGCCAGUGCAUCUAACUUUUUCUCCCAUCCAGCCUGGAGCUUUCUGAUCCUAAUUCAGAAACACCAUACUUUGAAGAAGGCUAUGCACUCACCUUAGAGGACACCUUCUUCUUGGCUGGUCUGGUUCAAAGAACUUAGCAUGCCGGCAUGCCACUCAGUCCCUUUGUAAGGUUUGGAUGAAGUCUAUAGUUCAUGAAAAUCUGUGGAUGUUUAUACAGUGGCUACAUUUCUGAUGUUUCCCCAAAAGAGGUUCCACUAAAUAAGAAGGAACAUUUCCCCCAAAAUAUGCCAAUAAAAUCCAACUUUUUACUCAA